Messenger RNA from Linum trigynum, 300 nucleotides. The record is from the annotation of a GenBank genome assembly. Lineage: Eukaryota; Viridiplantae; Streptophyta; Magnoliopsida; Malpighiales; Linaceae.
AUGCUCCCAACUGCGACGGCCCUAGAUCAUCCUCCUCCGAUGGCCAUGAACUUGACGGGCAGGCCAUCGGACCAUGGCGGGCAACAACUGAUACCUCCAACGGAGAAAGCUUCAGCCUUGAACUUCAAGGCAGCUCUGUUGGGCACAACGACGACUCCACUAGAGAAAAACUGUCAAUGGACCUUCAUUGGCGAUCGAGAUCUCGAAUCAUUUACUCACCAAGGCCAACCAGCUCUGAAAAUCUCACCAGCGCAGAAGGAUAGACUAUGGCACUAUGCCAACCCUGGAGGAAAAUGUUGA